Messenger RNA from Misgurnus anguillicaudatus (oriental weatherfish), 5178 nucleotides. Lineage: Eukaryota; Metazoa; Chordata; Actinopteri; Cypriniformes; Cobitidae. The record is from RefSeq and is a predicted model, not a curated record.
GGCUGUCCUUCUCAUUACGCUUCUCAUCUCGACCGCAGCUUGAAGAUACAACGGAACCGCAGCCACUGGCUCUGCACGGAUUUACCUUCACCAAAUCUACCUCUUCUGCAACCACAACCUCGGUAUCCAACAGAUUUCGUUGCUGUUUGACAGAAAAAGUCCUGAUAGAGCGAAAGCGCAGCGGUGAGAGGCGAAAGAAGGCGUCUGCGCACAUCGAGAUCCGUUAGCUGACUGAGCUAGCCGCAUCUCGCGAAACAUCUCGCCCGCAAGAUAUCGGGCUGACAUUGUGCUUUCUUUUUUAUUAUUCACAUACGCAUCAUUUACACUGGUCGACAAAGGGGAGGUGUAGCGGGUCCGGCGGAGCUGUACGGCUCUUGCUUGCACUGCAGGCCAGGGUGUGGGUGCGGAGAAUGCUGAAGGAUGAAUCAGAGAGACACCCUGGUUCAUUUGUUUGCUGGAGGCUGUGGGGGCACUGUGGGUGCUAUAUUGACGUGUCCACUUGAGGUGGUGAAGACGAGGUUGCAGUCUUCCUCUGUGACGCUGUAUAUAUCUGAAGUGCAACUCAGCACUGUGAAUGGGGCAAGCGUGGCCCGUGUGGCCCCACCGGGGCCUCUGCACUGUCUUAAGUUAAUACUGGAGAAAGAAGGUCCUCGCUCACUCUUUAGGGGACUAGGGCCCAACUUGGUAGGAGUGGCUCCAUCCAGAGCAAUAUAUUUUGCUGCCUACUCCUCAGCCAAAGAGAAGCUGAAUAAUGUGUUUGAUCCCGACUCAACACAGGUGCACAUGCUGUCUGCUGGUUUAGCAGGGUUCACUGCCAUUACAGCAACCAACCCGAUCUGGCUAAUAAAGACACGCUUGCAGCUUGAUGCCAGGAACCGCGGAGAAAGAAGCAUGAGUGCAUUCGAGUGUGUCCGACGUGUCUAUCGGUCAGAUGGGUUACGGGGAUUCUACAGGGGCAUGUCUGCUUCUUAUGCUGGCAUAUCAGAGACUGUCAUCCAUUUUGUCAUCUAUGAAAGCAUUAAACGCAAACUUAUAGAGUCCAAGGCCAAUGCUAACAUGGACGACGAAGAUGAAUCCGUUAAAGACGCUUCAGACUUUGUGGGUAUGAUGCUGGCUGCUGCCACGUCCAAAACGUGCGCCACAUCAAUCGCCUAUCCUCACGAGGUUAUUCGUACCAGGCUACGUGAGGAGGGCAGCAAGUAUCGUUCGUUCUUCCAGACGCUAAGCGUUGUGUUCCGGGAAGAGGGUUACAGAGCACUGUACCGAGGCCUCACCACUCACCUGGUCCGACAGAUCCCGAACACUGCUAUUAUGAUGUGCACCUACGAGCUGGUGGUUUACCUGCUCAAUGGUUAACUGCUGGAAAGAGACAGGGAAAGAGAUGGAAAGAUCGACAGAGAAAAGAGAGAUGAACAGGGUGCGAAAGAGAAAGCUGGAUGGAGCCAGGCUUAGACCAAAGGAAGUAGAACACAUCUUUAGAUGGCAAUGUUACCCCAGACCCCCAGAGGGGGCUCUAGUGUCAUAGAGAAAGUAAACAGAUGGGAUUUCAAGCCUGUUGGACUGGAGAGCAUUUCAAAAAGUUAGACUGAUGGUAAACAGACAUGCUAAGCAGUCUGUUUCUCUUGAAAUGUUUUAUGAAAGGACAAUUAAAGUGGGGAAUGCUUGAAAAUAAACAAAACGACCAAAUGAUCCCUGUUAUUGUUUUAUUCAACUCUGUCAAUUCAUUUCAAACAUACAUUUUAUCUGAGCCAGUGCUUAAAGCUGUAGUGUUCCCCAAAUCAAGUCUAUUGAGGUCUUGUAUACGGAGCCCCUAAGGGGACAUGGAGCAAAAAAUAAGUUUAGUUUAGCGUGCGCACAUGAAACUAUCGCGUUUAGUUGGAGCAAAAAAUAAAUAAAAUUUAGUUUAGCGUGCGCACAUGAAACUAUCGCGUGCGCACGUGAAACUAUCGCGUUUAGUUUGAGCAAAAAAAUAAAUACAAUUUAGUUUUGCGUGCGCACAUGAAACUAUCGCGUGCGCACGUGAAACUAUCGCGUUUAGUUGGAGCAAAAAAUAAAUAAAAUGUAGGUUUCCCGUGCGCACGUGAUACUAUCGCGUUAAGUUUGAGCAAAAAAUAAAUUAAAUUUAGUUUUGCGUGCGCACAUGAAACUAUCGCGUGUGCACGUGAAACUAUCGCGUUUAGUUGGAGCAAAAAAUAAAUAAAAUUUAGUUUUGCGUGCGCACAUGAAACUAUCGCGUUUAGUUUGAGCAAAAAAUAAAUAAAAUUUAGGUCUGCAUGCGCACAUGAUACUAUCGCGUGCGUACGUGAAACUAUCGCGUUUAGUUUGAGAAAAUAAUAAAUAAAAUUUAGUUUCGCGUGCGCACGUGAAACUAUCGCGUUAAGUUUGAGCAAAAAAUAAAUUAAAUUUAGUUUUGCAUGCGCACAUGAAACUAUCGCGUGCGCACGUGAAACUAUCGCGUUUAGUUUGAGCAAAAAAUAAAUAAAAUUUAGUUUCGCGUGCGCACGUGAAACUAUCCCGUUUAGUUUGAGCAAAAAAUAAAUUAAAUUUAGUUUUGCGUGCGCACGUGAAACUAUCGUGUGCGCACGUGAAACUAUCGCGUUUAGUUUGAACAAAAAUAAAUAAAGUUUAGUUUCGCAUGCGCACGUGAAACUAUCACGUUUAGUUUGAGAAAAUAAUAAAUAGUUUAGUUUCGCGUGCGCACAUGAAACUAUCCCGUGCGCAUGUGAAACUAUCGCGUUUAGUUGGAGCAAAAAAUAAAAAAAAUGUAGGUUUGGGUGCGCACGUGAAACUAUCGCGUUUAGUUGGAGCAAAAAAUAAAUAAAGUUUAGUUUAGCGUGCGCACAUGAAACUUUCGCUUUCACGUGCGCAGGUGAUAGUCUCAUGUGCACACGCGAAAGUUGCACGUCCGACUCCACUUUAAAAAAAUUUCUGCACAUGAAACUAAACUUUAGAUUUUUUUUUCUCCAAUGUCACCUUAGGGCUUCGGUACCUUAUAUGACUGAAGGAAGGAAAAACACAAUAAUUGUUUUUCCAGUGCAGUUGACUACUGUAAAGGAUAUCAUUCACCAUCUCAUUGGGUUUCAAAAAGACAAUGUUUCGCCUAUUCAGACAUUCAUUUCAAGCAUUCUCCUCUAGAGGUCUCUUUCCAAACUAUUCGGACAGAUGGUCGUCCACGCACAAAUUUUCAUUUGCUGUCAUUCAGUAGCGGUCACGUAAUCCGUGACCCCUCAUGUGCUUCAAACUGAAGUGUUUCUUGUUAGGUUCAUAUUAUGUUUAACCGUACUUAUUUUGUGUGUGUGUGUGUUUGUUUUAAUUUGAUUCUCAUGCUGUUGUCCUAAUAUCAGUAUAUAUUUUUAAUUGGGAGAUUGCGUCACUGGGCCUCUCAAAUGUUCACCCCGGUUUAAUGCUGCAAUGCCUCUACUUAAAGCCCCUGGGUGUUAGAUAUGAAUUUAAACUGAGCUUUGUCUCGCACUGUGUUUGUUCGGAGUGGCUAAUGCUAACCCAAUAAACAACAUGCAUAGGGCAACAAUCAUUUAAGAGUCAGUGGACCCAACCGUUACCGUUUGCACCCCCUGGAUCCCCUCUUAACAGUGGCUUCUGAAUGACCGUAUAUGCACUUUGUGGCCUGUCUAGGCUUGCGCAAAACUUUCGUUUUGUUUCUUUUUUCCUUAUGGGACAAAGUUAAUCUUGUAUUGUAAAACAUAGUAUUACUAUGUAAGCAAGGCAGUGUUUUGAUAAACAGUUCUCUUUGGAAGCUAUUGUACAGUUCAGUGUACUAAACUUUUAGUGAAGGAUAUUCUCGUAUGUGUAUAUACUGUACGUAUACAUAUCAAAUAUCUAGUGUUCAUUACUGAAGUCCUCUGAAUAUGCAGUAGUUUGCAGUUACAGAAGUAUUAUUUCAAUGACUGCAUAUGUUUGAUGGAUUAUUACAGGAUGUUCUGAAACUCAUUUUGUUGAAUGUCGUGUUUUUUUUAUAGUUUUCGAAACGUUUAUAUAAUUUGUUGCUUUCAUCACUCCUCAUUCUGGCCCAUAAAUUAUGGAAAAAUCUCAAAGUAUAUAUAUAUAUAUAAUUUUUUAAUUCCCCUGUUUUCGUUUCUGUGUGUUUACAUUACUGUUGUCUGUACUUUUGCACCCUCAUGAUAUGAAGGAGCUCAAACUGUCAAUUAUUAAUGGCAACAUCAAACUUUAAUACACACACAAUACUUUCAGACAAUUAAUUACCAAACCUCGGGCUUAAAAUUAUCAUUUAAAACAAUUAAUACAAAAAUAUACAGCUUCUAGAGUACUGUAGGCAUCUUUAAAUACUAACCGUGACAGUUUUUACUUAGCAAUGAUCAUUAGCAUUUAUCUAGUAGCGGGAGUGAAGUGAUGUUAGUUUCAUUCAGUGCAUUUUCUCUGUUUACCUUACUGUCCAUUUCAAGUCUGUUUUAUUGUGUGGUGGUUGUCAGUAUCCCUAAUGGCCUGCCCUAUUUAUUGCUGUACUAAAAUGGUCAUAAUCUCACAUUGGCUUUUAUUACAGAUCAUACAACAACAUCAGAUAUUUGCAUCUAGUGCUGGACUAUUUGUCAUGGCCAACAAUGAAAAUGUAAGAAUAGUCCCCAAUUUAACCAACUAUCUGACUUUUCCUAAAUGUUGGGCGUAAUUUAAAUUUGUAUUAAUGCAUAAAUAUAAAUAUUAUUAAGAAUAAUUGUUAAUGGAUGAGUAAAAAUAGCUAAUAAAUAUUUGUGCCAUAUUUAAAGAUGUUGUGUUCAUGAUCUUUCUUAUAUACAUGCAUAUAAAUGCACUUCACAGUCUGAGGGACUACAGAAUAGCAUUUAAAAAUAAUUAAAAAAAUACUGUUGUGUUGUCGGCCAAUAUCUGUGAGAGACUAAAUGGACAGAAGGCUUAAAUAGAGAAUUAAACUUUCAGCUGAGCAUAACCAAUUGACAAAAAUAGUGAACAUGCUAUAUUAAAACUUUCCUCUUCAUUGUUAAUGACAUUCAGCGAGUUUUCAUGUGUGGUGUCUGUAUUACAGUUUAACAUGACCAACACUAAUGAAUUGUACGUUAACACCUGAUUAAUUUCAAUUCUUUGCCUUUUUUAAGUCUAGUUGUUUUUAUGGUAAACGUGGCCUAUUCUUUGCUGGUUGUGAUACUUCCAUUUUGUACAAAGUGUCAAUAAAAAUCAAUGCAAAACUCA